CCCACACAUGCACACCUCUCUUUCUACCGUAAGUUUCUCAAUUCUUUUCCUUCUGCAUUUUAGAUCUAAAUACCGAGACUUGUGACAUUCAAGGUCUGCAUUGACGAAUUGGGUCACUCUUCCAUAUCAAUUUUUUCACGAUACAAGAUGGGGCUGUCUUUCACCAAACUUUUCAGCAAACUUUUUGCUAAGAAAGAUAUGCGUAUUCUUAUGGUGGGUCUUGAUGCUGCUGGUAAAACCACCAUUUUGUAUAAGCUCAAGUUAGGCGAAAUCGUUACCACCAUUCCUACCAUUGGAUUUAAUGUGGAAACUGUGGAAUACAAAAACAUCAGCUUCACAGUGUGGGAUGUUGGGGGCCAAGACAAGAUUCGACCACUAUGGAGACACUACUUCCAAAACACACAAGGGCUUGUCUUUGUGAUUGACAGCAAUGAUCGAGAUCGUGUUGUUGAGGCUAAAGAUGAGCUGCAUAGGAUGUUGAAUGAGGACGAGUUGAGGGAUGCUGUGCUUCUUGUGUUUGCAAACAAGCAAGAUCUUCCAAAUGCAAUGAAUGCUGCUGAGAUCACCGAUAAGCUUGGCCUUCAUUCUCUUCGACAACGCCAUUGGUAUAUCCAGAGUACAUGUGCCACUUCCGGUGAAGGAUUGUACGAGGGAUUGGACUGGCUUUCAAACAACAUUGCUAACAAGGCUUAGAGGAUUCUGCAGGUUACUAUCUCCUUCUGUGAGUACGUAUAUGUGCAACCCCAGCCCAUCAUAUAUCGCAAAUAGGAAAGCAAUGUGUCUUGGCUUAUAUUAUCCUAGCCUGUAACGGGUUCUACUUGGUCUAUUUCAGUUCAUUGUCUAGACUUGAUUUGCUAAGCCAAAUAUUAUUCGUAAAGUCGUAACUGAUGAUCUACUUCUUGCUUAAAUGAGGAUGUACUCGGUCAUUACUUUGUCACAGAAUUUUCGAGAUCCAAGGCGAUCAUAGUUUGUCAGUUUGAUUUAUUGCAACUGGCAAGAGUACCAAAGUGGGAGGUGGGACUUGACUA
This is a messenger RNA of Rosa rugosa (rugosa rose), 1028 nucleotides long. Its product is annotated as ADP-ribosylation factor-like. Lineage: Eukaryota; Viridiplantae; Streptophyta; Magnoliopsida; Rosales; Rosaceae. Gene Ontology annotation, biological process: vesicle-mediated transport; intracellular protein transport. Gene Ontology annotation, cellular component: cytoplasm. The record is from RefSeq and is a predicted model, not a curated record. Gene Ontology annotation, molecular function: GTPase activity; GTP binding. The coding region runs from base 148 to 693 and encodes 181 amino acids. The transcript is spliced from 7 exons.